Chrysoperla carnea is the source of this 4478-nucleotide messenger RNA. Its product is annotated as ankyrin repeat and SAM domain-containing protein 1A-like. Gene Ontology annotation, molecular function: protein binding. Bases 137 to 4420 code for a protein of 1427 amino acids. The transcript has 15 exons. The record is from RefSeq and is a predicted model, not a curated record. Gene Ontology annotation, cellular component: cytosol. NCBI's taxonomy places the organism in Eukaryota, Metazoa, Arthropoda, Insecta, Neuroptera, Chrysopidae.
CAUGGCCGUGUACGAUCAAUGAAUGGGUUUAUAUGAAAAAAAUGUACAUUUAAAAAAAAAAACAAUUAAGUGUGUGGAAUAUGUUUGAGUGUGAAUUUUUUUGAAAUAAAAGUGGUGAAUUUUGUGUAAAUGGGCAAUGGGAAAAGAUCAAGAGCUGUUAGAAGCAGCUCGAAAUGGCAAUAUUGCUGUCGUGGAAAAAAUACUUGGCCAAAAAGCUAAGAGGAGUGGUCCUCUUGCAAGCUUACGGCGUGGUCCAGGUGCCAAUGUCCAAGAUAGUAGUGGAUAUUCAUCGUUACAUCAUGCCGCACUCAAUGGUCACCGAGAAAUCGUACGAUUAUUGUUGGCACAUGAAGCAUCCACAAAUAUUGUGGAUGUUAAAGGUUCAUCACCAUUACAUUUAGCAGCAUGGACUGGUAAUGUUGAUGUUGUACGAUUACUACUUUGUCACGGUCCAUCAGUUCCUAAUGUUAAUCUUACGACGAAAGACAACGAGACUGCUCUUCACAGCGCUGCCCAAUAUGGUCAUGCCGCUGUGGUUGCUCAAUUAUUAGAGCAUGGUUGUGAUCCAUCAAUACGAAAUAGUCGACAAGAAACAGCUUUGGAUUUAGCUGCGCAAUAUGGCAGAUUAGAAACAGUAGAAUUAUUAAUUCGUACACAUCCAGAAUUAAUUGAACCAAUGCGACGAGCUUAUUCCAGUAUCUCCUUUUCACAUACUCCAUUACAUUUAGCUAGCAGAAAUGGCCAUAAAUCUGUUGUUGAAGUUCUACUAUCAGCUGGUGUAGAUGUGAAUAUACGAACAUCCGCUGGUACAGCACUUCAUGAAGCAGCAUUAUGUGGUAAAGUUGAAGUUGUACGAACGUUAUUAGAUCAUGGCGUUGAUCUAAAUAUUAAAGAUAAGCAAGAUAACACAGUUAUGGAUUUGUUAAAUCAAUUCCCAGCACAUGUUACACAAGAAACAGUUAAUUUAAUUAAAAGAUAUCGUGGCUCACAUGUAAUGGACUGCAGUGAUAUGGAUCCAGAUCGUGAAAGUUUAAGUCAAUCGUUACCACCAAUACCUGUACCUGAUUCAACACUUGGUAGUCCGUAUGAGAAUGUUCGACCGUCGUCACGUGGUCGUACGCGUACAGCAUCACCAAAUAGUACAUCACCUUCACGAUGGGAUUUUUAUCGACAAUCAAAAUCGGUCGAUGACGCUAUCGAUGAUCGACGAAAAUCUGGUGCUUCAGCAUUAUCUUUAAGUUCGGAUAAUAGUUACUAUCAAAAUUCACCAGCACCAAAAUCAUUUAUGGAUCCAUGUUUUCAUUCAUCAGAAGAGUAUCCGUCGUCCAUGUACAGACAACGAGAUUCGGACCAAAUAAGCAUAUCGUCAACGGCAUCUAGUACUGGUGGUAUGACAUCGUCUAGAGAUCGUGAUCAUCGUCAAGCUGAUAAUUCAUCAAAUAAUAUUUAUUUACCAAUGGGUCCACGUUCGAGUGCUCAUAGUCCUGGUUCAAAUAAUAAAGUUUCGCCAACACCGCCAAAGAAACCACCACGUCGAAAUUUAUCCGUAUCACCAACACAUUUAACACCAAUGUCAAUGUCAGCAGAUAGUACGAACGCCAUUAACAAUCAUGCUUACGAAUAUCUAUUUUUAGCGCGAAGUGGUGCUCGAAGUCAAGGUGAUCUCGAAGAAAUCGGUAGUCGUACUUUACAACAUGGCCGUAGCGUAGACACGUACGUAGAAAUGAAUAAACGAUUUAGUAUAGCGCCUCAAGACCAUACAUUAUUACAACGAGGACGUAGUGAGGAAUUAGUUUUAGACGAUUACAAUAAGGAUGUAGCCCCAUCAACCCCAGUUACCAAUAACAAUCAACGAUUACAACCUGUGGCCAUAACCGCUGUCUAUGAGAAUGUUGCCAUAAAAACACAAAACCCACGACGUAAACUACGUCGACAUCAUGACGUUUACGAGAAUUUCGAGUUACGUCAUAACGAUCCAGUAAAAAAUACUUCCUCAACACCAAAUAUCACGGAAAAUGUCAGAUUAUCGACAUUCGUAUCGAAUGCUUACAUUAUGUUAAAAUCCUCGGAAGAGAGUUUAAUCGAUGACCAUCGAAAUAGUGGAGAAGGGCACACACAUCAAGGUUCACCACAUCACACGAAACAAUUGAAGCGUGUCACGCAAUUACAACAGCAGCAACAACAAACCCCAACAAGUCCCACACAUUAUAAACAACCUCCUACACCGGAUCAUCCGCCGCCUACGCCAAUGCAAGCGGAAAAUACAAUACAUGAUCGUAUUAGGCCGUUAAGUCAGGAAUAUAAACGACGUUCACGUGAUAUUGAAACUGAAACGGAUGAAGAUUUUCUAAUGUUUCCGGCAUUGGAUGAAUCAAGUGGUAGUUUAUCGAGUAGUAUUUCAUUAUCGGAUCGAAGUAUAUCGACUGAUAAUAAUGUUGAAGAGUUUGUUUGUGAUGUACCAUUUGCAGGUUUAUUUAAAGGAUCGACAACGGCUCUGGACGGAGUUGGUGGGGCCCGGCCAGUGCCGGCCGAACGGCCAAAAACAUUGCGACGUUUAAAAAAUGUGUACGAAACACCCACGGCUAACAUCAAUGGAAACAAUGAACCAUCAUCACGACAACAUUACGAUGAUGAGUCACCACAAGAAUGUACGGUCACAAAACGUACAAAAAAUUCCAAUAACAGUACAUCAUCUUCAUCACAAUCCACAACGUCACAAUCGAAUAAUGAUAAAGAUAAAUCAUUAUCAAUACUUAGUCCGUUCGACGAACAAGAGGAAUGGGCUAAAAUAUCUGAAAUUAUGGCAUCAAUUGGAACGGGUCUAGUACGUGAAUCGGUUUUUGUUACAGAAUUAGAACAAGAAUUUCAAGCUCGAUUAGGUUUAAGUUGUUCACAAAAUAGUUUAAGUAAUCUAGUGAUAACACCAAUUGGACAAUGGUUAAGUACCUUAGGAUUGGUGGAAUUUGAAUCAGUAUUUUUAAAUAAUGGCUAUGAUGAUAUAGAUUUUAUUAAUGGUGUAUUAGAAGAAAACGAUUUAAGAGAAAUGGGUAUUACGAAUGAAGAAGAUCGUACAUUAAUAUUAAAUGCAUGUAAACAAUUAUCACAUAAAAUUGAAGAAUUAAAUUGUAAAAAUUUUAAUAAUAAUAAUUUAAAUGAACCGAAUGAUUCUGUAGAACAAUGGUUACAACGAAUUAAUUUACAACAAUAUUCCGAAACGUUUCGUAAACAUUUAUAUUUAGAUAUGGAACGUGUACGUCGUAUUUGGGAAAUAGAAUUAACGGCAGUAUUAGAAAUACAUAAAAUUGGACAUCGAAAACGUAUUUUAGCAUCGGUAUCAAAUAAACAAAAUGGUGUUGGACCUAAUUUAGAUGAAAUUCAUGCGGAUUUACAUAUACUGGAAACAAAUAUUCAACAAUUAAAAGAAGAUAUUCACGGAACGACAACAAAUACACAAACAACAACAUCUACACAACCAUCUAGCACGAAUAUAACUUCAUCCCCAGCCGCAAAUCAACAACCACAAACAAAUACUGGUACAUUACGACAUAAUCAUAAGAAAAACCGACCCGCUCCACAGCCACCUGGAAAAUCAGCAUCAGAUUUACGUAUACGUGCACCGUCUGAAUUAUUAGUAGGUGUUCCUGCCACGUUACGUACACAAUGGCGACAUAAACCUACGGAUCUUGUAGUCGGUUCAAUUAAUUACGUAGCGAAUUAUUUGGGAUCAACUGUUGUGAAAGAAUUAAGAGGAACAGAAUCAACGAAGAAAUCUAUACAAAAGUUAAAGAAAAGUACAUCAAAGGAUCAAAAAAUAUUAGAUAUUAUUUUAUCGAUAUCGUAUCGAGGAGUUAAAUUUUUAAACACACUUACAAGGGAAUUGGUGUGUGAACAUGAAAUACGAAAUAUCCAUUGCGCAUGUCAGGAUGCUGAUGAUUUAACACAUUUUGCGUACAUAACCAAAGAUCAUGCUACCCAAAAUCAUUUUUGUCAUGUAUUUUGUGUACAAACAAUGGCCAAAGCUACGGAAAUAAUAUUAACAUUAGGACAAGCAUUUGAAGUGGCUUACCAAAUGGCACUACGUGAACAACAACAAGCCAUCAAUAAAUCCGGUCAUACACGAUCACAAUCAGCGAAUCAAUUAGCUGCCACAGCAACAAGUCCAUCGGAUCCACAUAAAACCUUAAGCAAUGGUAUUGGUCCACCAACAUCAUCGUCUACAACUAAUCAACCACCAGUGGUGACACAUGCACGAUCUCAUUCUGUGAAUGAAAUUAAAUUAAAUGGUCAUCAAUUAUCAUUAGCGCCAGCGUUAUCUAUGUCCACAGAGGAUUUUUCACGUAGUGGGGAUCUUUCUACGCAACAGCAACAACAAACUCCAACAAGUCAAAAGGCUUCCAUUGCAAUUAAAAACGAUGUAUAGAAUUUUUAGAGGUGAAAGGUUAGUAAUUUUUUUGUAGGAUUCGUAUUUUGGAUUUAAA